Messenger RNA from Phyllotreta striolata, 970 nucleotides. The record is from the annotation of a GenBank genome assembly. NCBI's taxonomy places the organism in Eukaryota, Metazoa, Arthropoda, Insecta, Coleoptera, Chrysomelidae.
GCAAAUGUCAAUAUUAAAUAAAAUGUUUUACAUGUUCAAUAAAUUAAUUUUAGUUAGACAUAAAUAAUUUGCUUAAAUUUGCCUUAAAUAAUCUAAAUUGCUUAUAAUGGAUACGAAUCAGCCUACUUACGUGAUGUUCAGUCCUAUCGAGGAUUUUCUUUACCUUCUUAAUAAUGCCGUAGGAGGCGAAUCUACUGUAGAAGAUUUGCUGUUGCUCGUAGGAACUUUAGUGGCUUUUGUAGCCUUCAUAUUGUGGUGCUGUUUUCCUCUUCCUCCGAAAGAAGCUCGGUCUCCGCUAGCAAAUGGAACUCACAAAAACGAAAACAGGGGAAAAUACAAUCAAUUGGUAAUGCAGUACGAUCUAAGCAUAACAUAAAAAUAUCGAAGAUGUUACAUUGAAAAAUCUAUUUUAUUCACUUGUAGCUAGUUUGUACAAUUAUUAGUAAUCUAAUCGAAUUUUAAAUGUUAUAGAGCAGAGUAAUUACCAAUUUCAUAACUUUUCCUAAUCUUCAUCAAAUAUUUGUUCUCAGUAUAUCUAAAGAUGUAUAUUUUUAGUACUUUACCUAUUAAUAUACAUUUAGCUUAUUUAAAAAAUUCUUAAUGUUGCUAUGUGAAAUGCCUAUCACUAAAUGUAUACAUUUACAAAUUGCUAGUAGUAGAGUUCCUGAUUAAACUAUACAGGGUGUAACAAAGAAGGCUGUACAUAACAAUAUUGUUGCUGUUAAGUGUGUAUUGGUAUUCACCCUUUUAAAUUUGAAUCUCUAAUAACUAUCUAAACCUUUUUACAACGGGACUGUUUAAUCGAAUAAGCCCAAAUAUUGUGAUUUAUAAAUAUUUUUUUUGUUAAAUAUGUACUUUUUAAAUGUAACUCUUUAUAUGAAUUAAUGGUAGAAUAAUUUAGGAAUAAGAUCUCUACAAUUCGACGACUUCUAAUGCCUAUAACAUUUUUAAAUUAUAGUUAAUGUACAGC